Labeo rohita (rohu) is the source of this 8896-nucleotide messenger RNA. RefSeq names its product A-kinase anchor protein 13 (gene akap13a). The record is from RefSeq and is a predicted model, not a curated record. Gene Ontology annotation, biological process: positive regulation of canonical NF-kappaB signal transduction; regulation of Rho protein signal transduction; adrenergic receptor signaling pathway. Gene Ontology annotation, molecular function: guanyl-nucleotide exchange factor activity; MAP kinase scaffold activity. Bases 189 to 6962 code for a protein of 2257 amino acids. Gene Ontology annotation, cellular component: actin cytoskeleton; membrane. The transcript is spliced from 38 exons. NCBI's taxonomy places the organism in Eukaryota, Metazoa, Chordata, Actinopteri, Cypriniformes, Cyprinidae.
GAUAGGAAAGUUUUUUGAUCAUCAACAUUUGGCUCCCGCUGGUUAAAGAUCACGGUUAAUAUAUUUCCUCAAAGAGUAUCAUGAAACGUGGAUUUCAUCUGACUGGUUUCCAGUUUAUUUGCAUCUUCAUGCGUCUUAAAGGCAAAAUACGGCGGUAGAGACGUGUUCAGUUAAGAGUGUCCAGAGUCAUGAAACUUAGUCCUUGUCAAGCCCCAUUGUAUGGCAAGUGUGUGCUAACAGUUCAGCUCUGCGAUGAGGCGCUCGGUGAAGGAGAACAGGGGGAGGUGCAGUUCUUCCUGUUGUUCACUGGCUCUGCUCAGAGACAUCUUACCAGCACACUGAAGGUCAACCAUGCCACCCUUCAGGCUGUAUGUCCAGCUCAUAACUGCUGCGAGUCAGUGCUGGUCACGCUGUGCUCAUCGGGACCGGAUGGUAGCAUUCAUACUUUGGCUACAAGGCACCUAGACUUCGUGCAGGACCUGGCCUUCGACAUGGCCCAGUUCCUGGUGAGCACAGUGGGGCAGACAAACCUACUGGAAGAGGCUCUGCUACUGGACGAGCAUCAAAUCCCCCUGCAGGAGUGUGAAAAACUGGAUCAGAGUCUGUCCCUGGCCCUCAAACAUAUCACGCUGCCCUCUGGAUGGAGCCUGCUGGGGAAUAACACACGACUGGAACCUCAAGAGACCCUCCUUCACUUCGCAGCCCGCCGCGGGCUCCUCAGAGUGGCCAGUUUUCUCCUCAAGCAGCCAGGGGCCCAAGAGGCCCUCAGCUUGUGUAACAAACAAGGGGCCACACCGGUAGUCAUCGCCCAAAGCCGAGGAUAUACGGCACUGCUGGAGCUCUUCAACCGGGAGGAUUUGGAUACAGACGUUGAAGUUGAGGCGCUCAGACAGCUCUCUUCCUCGGGCGGUCGUGUGGUGCAGCACCACCCCUCUCUGAACACCUACACCCUCUCUGUGGGCACCGAGCCGGGUGGCGCACCACCCAACCUACAGGCCGACGUCUUGGAACUGCGCAGACUGAUACUCAGCUGUUAUCAAGGGAAGGUGAGUCAGGGAGGAGUUGCGUUUCAGCCGAGCUCAGAGUCUCCGCACAUUGCUCAAGAAUGUGAUGACGGCCUGGAGACCAGAGAGUGCUGUUGUGAAGAGGCACCGCACGACUCCCUUGAUACGAGAGAAAAAGGCUUCACUCCUUUUAGCACAGAAGAAAACAAAGGAGAACCUAAUGACCGCCUGGAUCCCUCACAAAUCAGGGAGGGUGACGGAGGUCCCUCGCUCAGCUGUGAAACAGCCCCGGCUCUCCUACACAAUGGCAAUAGCGAAGAUCAGCGGGCGUGUGCUUGUGAAAACACUGAGACUGAUUGCAGAGAGCAAGAGGAGCGUUCUGAUGUAGUCAGUACCGGUGACGUUGGAGAUAGUAGUGAUGGUUUGCAGAGCGUAGUCAACAGAACUGCUUCCUGCGGACAACAGAAAGAGGAAGCUGAUAAAGCGGACGACUUAAUCUGUGAAGCACUUGGUCGUGUUGAGGGACCUGAGGGGGAAAAUCAGGAAAAAGAACACAAGUUUGUAGAGGAGCUCAAGCUGUGUGAAUGUAGUCCCACUGUUGAGGCAGAAGAUAUGGGAAUCACUCAGUCUUUGGACACGCCGGAAAGCUCGGACGUUGAAUCUUGUUCUCAGGGUGCUGAGACAGAUGAUGAAGAAGAGGACGGGUGCGAAGAUCUCAUAGAUCUAAAGGAGGUGCGAGAAGAAAAUAAGGAACCACUGGACGUAAAUCCUGAUGGAGAUACACCUCUAGAUUGCUCACAACUAAAUUUGUUUGAAAAUGAAAUGCGUGCUUGUCAAGACGUUUGUGAUAAAACUGAUUAUGUAGGAACCCAGCUGGAGGGAGACAUUUGUGAGAACUUCAUGUGUAAUGUGGAAGAUAGUCGAGAUCUUGAUUCUUCAGGAAGGGUUGAUCAAGAAGAAGCUGAUGAGGAGUUUCAUGAGACUCUAGAAAUGCCAUACUUAGAAACAGAUGGCAACCAACAGAUGGAAGAACUUAGUGAUACAACCUCAAAGACUUCGUUUGCUGAAGAUGAGAGCAUUUUUCACCUGCAUGAUGAAAAACAAGAACGGUUUGCUGUAGAAAAAACAAUUCUUUCUAUUGAAGAUUCAGUUGGGUUUGACGGACCUGAAAGUUCUUCUAACGCCUUACAGACUGAGCUUGCUCCAGAACAUGGAUCUAGUAAGGACACCUUAGAAGAUCUAGAGGUUCUUUUAGGUUCUGGCUGUGAGGGAACGGAGGACGUUCAAGGAAACCAGGAGAACGAACCCGUUUGUGAAGCUCAGGCGUCAGCGGAGGAAGUUCUUGAGUCAGCGAUUCCUACAGAUACGGAGAAAGUGAAUCUCCCAGAUGACUCUUCUCUGGAUCCCAGACAGGAUAUGACCUCGAACGAUGAGGUCAUGCAGGGCACAGCAGCAGUAGACCUUUCAGAAGGGGUUGCGGGUGUUGUUUUUGUAAACAAAGAUGAAACUGGAGAUCAGCAUGUCUUGGUGGAUCUCUCAGACAUAAUAGCUACGUCAAAUGAGUCUGAAAUUGCUGAGGAAAGCCUGGCAGACAAUGCAAAAGAUCUGUUGGGUGUUUCAGUCCACAGUGACCAUGUAGAUGGUGCCUUACAUGUCUCAAAUGCUCUUGAUGAGGAUAGCGUUAUACUUCCUUCUGGAUGUCCUGAGAAAACCCAAGCAAGCUUAGAUCUUGUUUCUCAAGAGACAGAAGCUUUGGGGCAGGAAGCUGUGCAACCAAUGGGUAAAGAAGACCUGCUAAAAGAUUCAGAUGCAGGUUUGGAGGAUCAGAUGGAUUUUCAGAAGACAUUGUUGCCUGAUAUCACAGACAAAAAAGAUGCAGUGAUCCACAGAGACAAAGACGCACUGUGUUCCAGUGUUUCCCAGAAGAGACACAGCUUAUCCACAGAGAGUUCACAGUAUCCAGAGUUUCACACUUGCAACUCAGAAGCGGUCGCUUUUCGAGACUCGGGAAGUGAUACAGAUGGAUUUCUCAGUCCUGACACUGGAGAGGACAACAUCUUCAGAAAGGGGCAGGAGGCAGUAGGGGGAGGCGACAGCACGAGCGAGGUGUCCGUCUCCUGUUCCUCCACAGACGACACAGCCAGCGUCGGCCAUCCCAGCUCCUCAGCCGAGAGCUCAGAGGAGGUGCGGCACGGAGGGGAGGCGGAGGAGGAGGCCAAAGACAGGUUAACGGAGGUGCCGCUGCCCGCCUCUCUCUUCCGGUCCACAGUACGCUCGCUCUCGCCCUUCCGCAGACACAGCUGGGGUCCUGGGAAGAACCAGGGAGGAGAAGAAGAAAUGAACCAGCGCAGUUCUGUGCGAAGUACAGGAGAGGAAAAGCCUGUGUUUUACCGAAGAAGUCUGAGCUGGUGCCCGAGUGAACCCUGUCGAGAGCUGGAAGAAAUUAGAGAGCUCAUCAGUUAUAGUUUGGAGGGUCUAGCAGCAGGGAUUGAGGAUGGCAAGCGUUGGCUACCACAGUCUGGAGGUCCAUCCAAGGAUCAGCGAGGGAUUCAGAGACAGGAGAGUGAAGAGAGGGGCUCACUGAUGUCACUUACAGAAGAAGGUCCCGAGUUCAAUUUAGGAGAAUGCACCAGUCCAGGUGGUCAGAAAUCGAGGAAGUAUCAUCAGUUCAGGCACAGUGGUCCAUCUGUGGCUCUCCCCCUUACGAAAUCAAUCUCUAUGCUUUCCAUCAGCCAACGGGACAUAGAUGGCAUGACGUCAUUCACCAGUACCACCAGUUCAAUGGGAUACAGCAUCACAGAGGAGGAACCUGGACCGUUAAGAGGAGAUUUUGAAAAAAGUACCACUAAAGUGAGCAGGACGUUCAGCUACCUGAAGAACAAAAUGUACAAGAAAGCCAGAGAAAAAGAAAAGGAAAAGAAUCGGGAGAAAGACCGAGAGGCCAAAGAGAGAGAGAAAAAAACGGUGAAUGGACACGUGUUCAGCACGUCAAACUCGCUGCAUCCAGCUUUGUGCCAGCAAUGCAACAAAACCCUCAACACUAAAGAUACUGUCAGCUGCACAAAUUGCAAUGUGAGAGUUCACAAGAGCUGUAGAGAAAACAUCCCUGUUUGUCCCAAAAGCCGAAUGAAGUUUGCAAUACCAGAGUCCACCACUAUGCCUGUCGUCACUCUACGAACAAAAUCGUCCACACUGCGGGAACGGCCAUGGUCUGCUAUCUUUUCUCCAGAGGAGCAUUCUGUGAUUGUCCCGUCGAGACGACCCACCAGUAUUAUGCCCUUUCACAGCAGCAACCUCUCCAAAAGCAUGUCCAUCAACAAUAUUGCAAUGUUUGAUGAUAUGCCUCUGAGAGGCCGGCGGUAUCUGUCUCAAUCCACAGACUCUCUCCACAAACCCAAUAAGGUUACAGCGUCCACUGAGUCUCUAGAUGAAGGAACUGAGAUGGUUGACAGUCGGCUGAUGGGAGAGUUUGAAGCAGAUGUUAAGGAGCUGGAGGCUGACUCCUGGAGCCUCACUGUAGAUAAGAAAUAUCUGAAGCAACUCAAGAAGGACGUCAUUAAGAGACAAGACGUUAUCUAUGAGCUGAUCCAGACGGAGAUGCAUCACCUGCGGACGUUACGGAUUAUGGCUGAUGUGUACAGUAAGGGCCUGCUGACAGAUCUCCAGCUGGAGGUCCAGAUGGUGGAAAAGAUGUUUCCCAUGCUGGAAGAGCUCCUGGAACUGCAUUCGUUGUUCUUCAGUGCUCUGAUAGAGAGGAAGAAGGAAGGCAAGCUGCAAGGGACGGACGGAUUCAUAAUCAACAGGAUAGGAGAUGUGCUGGUCAACCAGUUCUCAGACUCCAAUGCGGAAAGCAUGAAGAAAAUCUAUGGCAAAUUUUGCAGUCGACACAAUGAAGCAGUGAACUUCUACAAGGAGCUGCAUGCCAGAGACAAACACUUUCAGGCAUUCAUCAGGAAAAAAAUGAGCAGCAGUGUUGUCCGGCGUCUGGGCAUCCCGGAGUGCAUAUUACUGGUGACUCAGCGGAUAACAAAGUACCCGGUGCUUUUACAGCGAGUCCUGCAGCACACCAAAGAGUCCGAGAAGGAUUUCGAGGACUUGACGCAGGCGCUACAGCUGGUGAAAGAUAUAAUUGCUUCAGUGGACAGUAAAGUGAAUGAGCAUGAGAAGAAGAGAAGGUUGAAAGAGAUCUACGGCCGUACGGACAGCAAGUCCAUCACGCGCAUGAAAAGCGGACAGAUGUUCGCCCGAGAGGAUCUGCAGCGCAAUCGCAAGCUUCUCCAUGAUGGACCUCUGCAGCUGAAAAACGCAGCUGGACGACUGAAAGAUGUUCACGCAUUACUACUUUCAGAUGUCUUUGUGUUCCUCCAAGAAAAAGACCAGAAAUAUGUUUUUGCGUCUCUGGACCAGAGAGCCACCGUUAUCUCCCUGCAGAAGCUGAUCGUGCGAGAGGUGGCCCACGAGGAGCGCGGCCUCUUCCUCAUCACCGCCGGCAUCGCAAACCCAGAAAUGGUGGAGGUUCACGCCAGUUCCAGAGAGGAACGCAACACCUGGAUGCAGCUCAUCCAAGAUGCCAUGCACUCAAUAGAAAAGGAUGAUGAUGAGGGGAUCCCAAGUGAAACAGAGGAAGACAGGAAGCUACUUGAAACAAAAACAAAAGAAAUGAGAGACAUGCUCCAAAGGAAAGAUGAACAGAUCGUUUCACUCCUGCUGGAGAAGAUGAAGCUGUUUCGUGAAAUGUGCGGUUCGUCCGACGACGCUGCUUCGGCGGUCAAAAUGCUCUUCAGGGCCAACAAUGAGGAUGUACCCAAAGGGGAACCCAUCAUGAUGGAUGCUCUCAAAGAGGUGGAGAUGUUGCAGGCGCUGGUGAACAGCAGUCUGGGAGGGGCGGUGGGACAGCAGGUGGCCUGCGCUCAGGGGAACGUGGGACCCGUGUGUCUGCCACGCAGAGCCGAGACCUUCGGAGGGUUUGACAGCCACCAGAUGAACAUCUGCAAACAUGGUGACAAAGAGGAGUCUGAAGAUCUUCGGAGGACAGAGUCUGACAGUGUACUGAAAAAGGGAGGAAACGCCAACCUGCUGCUCCUGCUGAAGAGAAACAGUGAGCAGAUCCUGACUAGUGUCACUCAUCUUCAUGACCUCCUGACCUCACUUCAGGCCGUAGUGCUGCAGCAGGACACUUUUAUCGAAGACCAGCGCCAGGCCCUGACCGAGCGCACCCCAUCCCGUCCCUCCUCUCGUCCCUCAUCUCGUCCCCCCUCACUGGUGGAGCAGGAGAAACAGCGCAGCUUGGAGCGGCACCGACAGGAGGCCGCCGCUCUACAGCGCCAGCAGGCCGCCCACGCUGAAGAGAAGCGGCGCAAGGAGAAGGAGUGGGAUGUGAAGGAGCGGGAGCUGACGGAUCGGGAGGUGCUGCUACACGUGAAGGAGGAGGAGAUGCGAAGGAGGCACAAGGAGCUGGAGGAGGCGCAGCAGGUGCUGCUGGGAAGGAAGGAGGAUUAUCAGAGGGAUCUAGAGAGACUGAGGGACGCUCAGAGGAGGCUGGAAAGGGAGAAGGAGCAGAUGCAGAGAGAGGUGGAGAAAGUGGAGCACCUCCGUGAGGUGGAGGCUCGGCUUCAGCGCACACCCUCCAGCACAUCAGAGGACUCUCUAAAGCUCCAGAGCAGCAGCUCCAUAGAGCGAGAGAUCUGGGAGGGUGACUUAUCGUCCAGCCCCAGGAAGAACUCUCUGUCCAGGAUGGACUCCAAACAGAAGGGCCGCAGCCUCUUCUCCCUGGGCGGCAAAACUCAGAGCUUAGAAGGACAAAACCAGAUCCCCACACGACUGCUUCAGCUGGCUUCAUCCAAGGAGAAGAAAGAUAAAAAGAAGAAGAAGAGCAAGAGCCAGCCUCCUCAGGAUGCAGCAUCACAUCUGCUGCCCCUGACAGAGCCUUCAAUGGACGGAGAGAUCUUCUUCUGCUGAUUUACCCAUCAUCCCUUCUGUCCACAUCAUUCUCAUGGACUGUAUCAAAUCAUGUAGGAAGUCACCCAAAGUGCCCUCUUCACGUUUCCGCAAUCUUUCUACAAUAUAAUAAAUCUCACAAAACAUGUCCAUGUCGUGUUACACCCCAAAAUCAAAAGAAAAAUGAGAAAUUAUAUUUUGUUUUUAGUUUUUGUGACAUUUUAAUAACAAUUUAGCCCCCAAAGUCUCAUUACCGUAAUGUAUAAACAGUAGUAAUAUAUUAUUUCAGUUGUAAAGUAUUUAUAUACUACGGUAAAGGUUUUAUUGCAUUUAAAUAGUAUUUUAUUACAGUAGUUUUUGCUGUAAUAAAGUGUGUUCUAUCACAGUAAUUGAGAAGAAUAAUUAAUUAUUAUUCCAAAAAUCUAUUUAUAUAUACAUAUAUAUAUAUAUAUAUAUAUAUAUAUAUAUAUAUAUAUAUAUAUCAUAGAUUCAUCCAGACAUCAUAUUGCUACACAUUAAAGUCUUAAUUUUGCACUUGCUUUCAAAUGUUUAUCAGACAAUUCCCAUCUUUCAAUAUGUUGUAAAAAUUUAUUUUGUAUAUUAAUUUCAUUACUGCAUUCAUUUACAAGAGAGUUGUGCCAUCAAAAUGUUUAAAAAUGGGGUUUUCUGCUCCACCUGUUGGCCAACUUUUUGUGCUGAAAAAUAAUUUCGGCUUAUUGUGCACAAGUUUAAAAUGUAAUCAGUUUUAACAUUUAAUUGGAUUCGGUGAGAGAGGUGGUUUUACCAUUUUCCCCAUUUUAGGUUUUCAAAAGAGUCCCAUCUUUGAAAUGCCACCGAGCACUUUAACAACAUUCACAUGUUACCUUUGCCCCAAAAAUGACAAUCAAUUUUUCAUUAGCAUUCCAAAGAUAAAACCCUAAGGACAGUUUUUGGGUGCCAUUGUAUAACAAACCAUGGCUUUUAAUGCGAGUUAGAGAUUCUCUAAUCCUUCUGCAUUGAAUACUUCAUGAUUUUUGCUGGACUGAUGAGCUGUAAAUACUGUAUGAACUGUAGGGAUAUUUAAAGCAACCUGCUGGACAGGUAAAAGACGUAAACAUUUACGUGGGAUAGUGUACCUCACCUAUAUACAUCCACCCUUAUGGAUCAAAAGCACCACAUCAUGUCUAAAUAUCAAUAAUAAUACAUUUAACACUGUUUUUGCACUCAAAGUGUCCACCUAUUUCAUCACGCAUGAAUAUUCACCUUAUAAUCUUACAGGAUUUUGUUCAGCUAGAUGUUCUGUUGGCCUGAUUUUGUUAGGAGUUAAAUAAAGUCCCAUUUGUGCAGGUUUGCAUUGCAGUUUUCACCUGCGCUGACUUGAUUCUACCAUGAGGGGGCAGCAGAGAAGCGUUUUAUAUUUGAAGGCUCCUCUGUGGAUUUACAUAACCUCUCAGUGAUGUCAGAGGAGACACAGUGACGCAGUGCAGGAUUUAUUAUUUCUUCACAUGCACAAAGGGAGUUUUUGGUUCUUCAUUUAAGGAAAAUGUUGCCUUUGGCCUUACAGAACUGUCAGCGACACUUUUGUCCUCAGGAACAAACAGGGAAAAGUCAAUCCAGGCGGUGUACUGUUGCCGCGACUCAUGUGUAAACAUAAACUGAAGUUGCUUAGCCUUAAAGAAAUGAUGGUGUGCACUAAUAACCCAGCAUUUUCUCAGGAGUAUAGGUUUGUUUUUUCAUCUUUGUUUUGAAAGUAAGGUUUCAUUUGUACAUUGAGGUACAUAUGUUUUCUUGCUUAAAAAAGGAAGAAUUAAUAUUAUGUAAAUAUUUUGUGUAACAUGUUUAAAUGUAAAAUUCUGAAAAUGUUGAUUUAAUUUUGUAAAAUGUGUUUUGUGAGACGUAAAGGCUUUAUUUAUCAUUGUUCCCUUUGUCUUGAAGAAGACACAAUAUUCCUCACAUUAAAAGCUGUUGCAAUUUUC